AUGGCCCAGCAGCCCCUUCCCACGUCUGUGCAGCCCACCGACAUCUAUGGAGGAGAUGAGGUUUCCGCCCUCGUUCUCGAUCCUGGAUACUGCUACACCCGAGCAGGCUUCGCUGGUGAAGAUGUUCCCAAGGCUAUCCUGCCGUCGUUCUACGGCCACGUCACCGGCGACAACCCUCGCGAUCUAUAUGGCGAUGAAUGCCUUGUCCCUCGCCCCGACUACGAAGUCCGCAACUACAUGAACAAGGAUAGCGUUGUGGAAGAUUGGGAUGUUGCGGCUCGAAUUUGGGAAAACAUGCUUGUGAAGCGGCUGCAACCCCAACGACAAACACCCCCCUCGAAGAACGGCCUGAACGACGACCCCAAGCCAGAAGGUCAAGAUGGAGAGGGUGAUGUUGCUAUGGACGAUGCCGCUGAGUCUGUGGAGAAGCCAUUGGGUGAGAACCCUCUCCUUCUCACCGAGGCACCCUGGAACACGCCCAAGGCUCGCGAGAAGGCUAUCGAGAUCAUUAUGGAGAACUGGGAUUGUCCUGCUUUCUGGCUAAGUCGUACCCCGGUGUUGGCAGCAUUCGCCGCUGGCAAGGCAACCUCGCUAGUUAUUGAUGUUGGUGGCGCCAAUACCUCAGUCACGGCUAUUCACGACGGCAUGGUGUUGAAGCGCUCCAUCCAGAAGUCCCCUGUUGGUGGUAUCUGGCUCUCUUCCCAAAUCCGAAGCCUUUUCGAGACAUCAGAGCCCAAGGUUGACUUGACACCCACAUUCAUGAUCGAGAACAAGACACCAGUUGAUGCCUUGGCACCUCCGUCAGUUCGACUACGAAACUUCCCCUUCCAGAUCAACGACUCUUUCCGCGCUUAUGAGGAGGAGCGUGUGUUGACGGAAUUCAAGGAGUCAGUCGUAGAAGUCUGGCGAGGACCUGGCCGGUACAACGUACCCGGUAAUGAGGAGUAUGUCAAGACGCAACCGGGCCGGGUAUUUGAGAUGCCCGAUGGCUACAACCAAAUGUGGCGCGAACAGAGAUUCCGAGUGACAGAGGGCAUGUGGGACGAGAAUGCCGGUUACCCCAUCUCCGAGGCUGAUCGUCUUAACAAGACCCAAACCAUCCCUGAGCUCAUCCGCGCUGCUCUUAACGCAGUUGACGUCGAUCUUCGGGGCAAUCUACUCGCUAAUGUCGUUGUAACUGGCAGCACCAGUCUGAUCAACGGAUUUAACGAUCGUCUCAACAAUGAGCUGAUGGCCAUGUACCCAGGCCUCAAGAUCAAGAUCCAUGCGGCAGGCCUGACGAGCGAGAGACGAUUCGGCGCCUGGAUUGGCGGCAGCAUCCUCGCCAGCUUGGGUACAUUCCACCAGAUGUGGAUUUCGCGAAAGGAGUAUGAGGAGAACGGCCCUAAUGUGGUUGAGAAGCGAUGCAAGUAA
Fusarium sp. VM40 is the source of this 1413-nucleotide messenger RNA. The record is from the annotation of a GenBank genome assembly. Lineage: Eukaryota; Fungi; Ascomycota; Sordariomycetes; Hypocreales; Nectriaceae.